GGAUUUAUAUAUUUGUUUCCACACAACAAUAUUGCUUUGGAAAAUGUAUUGGUAUAUAAAUAUGGUAUGAAGUGAAAUGUCAUGAACUAACAACUUGAGAUCAAAAGUUACAAUGAAGAUACAAGUUCUGACUUUUACUAUGAAUGGAUUGUUCAUAUUAAUAUCUUUUUUUUUAUAUAUAUAAAAUGGAACUUUAGGAAGUUGUACAUUUUACAUCAGAAAAUUCUGUAGAAGCUGUACCUCACACCUGGGUAAAAAAGACUAAAUGUGCAAGGCCUAAAAAUCCAAAAUUGGUAAAAAGAUUUAUAGAGAAUCAUGUUAAACUAAACCCCACUGAAUUUUAUUAUUGCCCCGCAAGAAAAUUGGGAAAAGGAGUUAUGAUUUAUUGACAUUGGCUCAAAUGAAGGCUGUAAAAGCUACACUUACUAAUGAUUUAACCUCAACUGAUGAUGCUCAAUAUAAUAUGUCAAAAAAAAAUUAUUCAACUAAACAACAAUCCGGUAUAAUUACAAAAGAAUCACAUACCUCACCACCAAAAUAUAAUGAAUAUUUAGAAUCAAAACAUGAUUAUGAAGAAUUAAGUUGUAAGAACAAUAUUGAACAAAACAAAGCUCAAAAACCAUCUAACAGGUGUCCACCAAAAAAAAUGUACAAGAACAAGAUGAUGACAGCAGUCAUGAUGAUUUACGUGAUACAAAUUGGAUGUCAAAAUCAGUUUUUAAUAAUAGUAGCAGUGAUGAUGACAUUGUGGUUGGAAUGCCAUCAAAGGAUAACAAAUUCGUAAAGAAACUGUAUUCUUCCAAAGAAAAUUGGAAAACUCAUAUUGUUGAUACACCAGAACGAUAUUAUAACACAACAGUUACACAUUCUCCAGCUACUGAUAAAUGGACUGUAAACAAAACAC
Acyrthosiphon pisum (pea aphid) is the source of this 904-nucleotide messenger RNA. RefSeq lists its product as uncharacterized. NCBI's taxonomy places the organism in Eukaryota, Metazoa, Arthropoda, Insecta, Hemiptera, Aphididae. The record is from RefSeq and is a predicted model, not a curated record. The coding region runs from base 401 to 784 and encodes 127 amino acids. The transcript has 6 exons.